UCCUGUCGCGUGGGUGCCAUGGCAACGGAGGGAGCCGGCGACCUGGGUUCCGGAAGCCGGGUAGCUGGAGCUUUGAAGAUACCCGGGUCUAAAGAUGCUGAGUCCGGAGCGCCUAGCCCUACCGGACUACGAGUAUCUGGCACAGCGACAUGUCCUUACGUACGUGGAGGAUGCAGUGUGCCAGCUACUAGAGAACAGGGAAGAUAUUAGCCAAUAUGGCAUUGCGAGGUUCUUCACUGAAUAUUUUAACAGUGUGUGCCAGGGAACACACAUCCUCUUCCGGGAAUUCAGCUUCAUCCAAGCCACCCCCCACAACAGGGCAUCGUUUCUGCGGGCCUUCUGGAGAUGCUUCCGAACUGUGGGCAAAAACGGUGAUCUGCUGACCAUGAAGGAGUACCACUGUUUGCUGCAGCUGCUGUGCCCGGAUUUCCCACUGGAGCUUACUCAGAAAGCAGCCAGGAUUGUGCUCAUGGACGACGCCAUGGACUGCCUGAUGUCUUUUUCAGAUUUCCUCUUUGCCUUCCAGAUCCAAUUUUACUACUCAGAGUUCCUGGACAGCGUGGCCGCCAUCUAUCAGGAUCUGCUGUCGGGCAAGAGCCCCAACACGGUCAUCGUGCCGACAUCGUCCAGCGGGCAGCACCGCCAGCGCCCGGCCCUGGGUGAGGCCAGCAUGUUGGAGGGAGUGGAGGCGUCGCUCUUCUGCCAGUGCCUGGAAAACCUGUGUGACCGGCACAAGUACAGCUGCCCGCCCCCAGCUCUUGUCAAAGAGAUCCUGAGCAGUGUGCAGAGACUGACUUUCUAUGGAUUCCUUGUGGCGCUCUCAAAGCAUCAUGGGAUCAACCAAGCCCUAGGAGCUUUGCCUGACAAAGGAGAUCUGAUGCAGGAUCCAGCCAUGGAUGAAGAGCUGGAACGGCUGCUGGUUCAGGUCCCAGGCCUGGUCAGCUCGGUCACUGCCACGCCUGAGGCCAGCUGCCUGCCUUCCCGGACCCCUUCCCGGGUUGGCUCCCCCUGGAGGCCCCUCCAUCACUCCCGCAAAGUGGACGCCGAGAGUGACGGCUCCACGGAAGAGACAGACGAGUCCGAGACUUAAGGAGUCCGGAAGGCCUUGCCUGCCCCCUCUACCUUGCCCCGCCCAGCCCUGCUACUCCCACCCACCUGCCUGGCCCGGACCCUGCCGCCCUCUGCUGGCGAAAAGACUAAAUAACAGCCCAGCAAACCACACACCCGGUUCUUCAGCCAAGUCUAUCCCUGGGGGCCGUCAGCCUUUGGACUUCAGUCUGGCCCCAAGAGGACAGGCUGGGCUGAGGCCACCUGACUGCUGGCUCGGGUCUCUUGUGAAAAGUCCUCCUAACCCCAUGAGCAAGAGCGGCCCCUGCCCACCUCCGCUGUCCCCCAGCCCCAUAAAGCACUGCAGGACAUGCAGUAGGGGCGCAUGACCACUGUGGCCUUCUACUGGAAACAGCCAUGGCCAUGGUGGGAAGAAGGAGGCCAAGACGAGAGUGCUACAUUUCCACUUCCAAAACCUGCUUUCGUCUGCUCUGUGACGAACAGUCAAAUAUGUGAAAUAAAUAAAGCCCCUUGUGUCUGUUAA
Molecule: messenger RNA, 1591 nt
Organism: Lepus europaeus (European hare)
Lineage: Eukaryota; Metazoa; Chordata; Mammalia; Lagomorpha; Leporidae
Gene: CSTPP1
Product: centriolar satellite-associated tubulin polyglutamylase complex regulator 1
Exons: 9
Coding region: 95-1090 (331 amino acids)
Source: RefSeq, a predicted model, not a curated record